AAGAUAGAGACGAAUUUGAUGGCCAAACGAUGAAUUCAAUGGUUGUACUGAUAUAAAGAAGCUAAAACACGCAAUGAUUUAACGGAAGGAAGUUCAACAACAAACCCAACAAUAGCGAGAAUUGUCGGUCGUCAUUGAUGACUUCUAAGGAAGAGUACAAUGUAUGUAAGAUAUGCAAUCUCUUCUGAAAUCGACGUUUAUUGAAAGGUUGCAGCACUAUUUCUUAACAAAGAAAGCGACGGCUUUCAUGGGCAAUCAUUGAAUUGCAUGAUUGAAUUGCAUGGUUGUGGGCUCAACCACGUCGCUAGAUUUACGUCUAUUAAUAAAGCUCAUGGUAAUGUGUUUUGUAUCAACUCCACUCUAUUGCUACAUUGUCUGUGCAGCUCGUUUUGGAGCUCUGCAUCAAAACUCUGGUGAUCCAUUUCAUGCUAUGGCCUUAUCUCCAGUCUCGAUGUCUGGGUUAUACCAGAGUAAGUAUAUCAUGAAAAACUCAAACGACUCUGUUCUGACAGACAGCACAAGAUUUCGAGAUAUAGCCUUCUAUUGCUGGACCCGGAUCAGGAAUAAACCAUGUACUAAGUGUCGUCUUCUUCGAUUUGCAAUAUGUGAUAAAAUAAAAUUUGAAUGCAAACACAGUUAUUUCGACCCUGGCACAAGUCGAAAUGACAAAAAAUCUCAAUCCAAAAGAAAAAUGCUUGUUUUUGGUGCACAAAAAACAAAAGUAUGUUCGCAGACAGACCAUUUCGCAGAUCAAGCAAACAUUUGUAUUGGUAGAUGGAUCAGACAAAGUACAAUCCGACUGGUCUUGAAGGCUACAAAUAAUAUAAAAGCAUGGCUAAGAGAUGGUAGCUUUAAAUACAGCAACCAAUCAACAAUGGCAACAUUUUUUCUAUUGUGGGUCCUUUGGCUUAGUCCGCCUUCCUAUGCUGAUGAUGAUGGGCCCGAGAUCUAUGGCUGUUUAUUGAAAGAGUGUAGAGAAGAAUUGGUACACUGCAUGGCUAACCCAGCAUGUGCAGCAAAUGUUGCUUGCAUCGAAAUCUGUAAUAAUCGUCCUGAUGAGACAGCAUGUCAGAUCAAAUGUGGAGAUCUGUUUCAAAAUGAUGCUGUUGACCACUUUAAUCAAUGUGCAUUGUCACGAAAGAAAUGUGUCCCUAAGAAAAAGGGUGAAGGGGCAUCCCCUGUUCCGGAUCCUUCUGCUCUUGUUAAAGAGUUCAAUGUAGCUGAUUUCAGAGGAAAGUGGUACAUAAGUGGAGGCUUGAAUCCAUUGUUCGAUACUUAUGAUUGCCAAGCACAUGAAUUUUAUCCCACAUCAAGGAAUCUUACAGGAAAGUUGUCAUGGAGAAUAUCAACCCCCGAUGGCGGUUUCUUCACUCGUCAUGCUAUUCAGAGAUUUGUGCAAGAUUCCUCUCAACUUGGGAUUCUCUAUAAUCAUGAUAACCAAUAUCUUCAUUAUCAGGAUGACUGGUAUAUACUUUCAUCUAGUAUAGAAAAUAAACCAAAUGAUUAUAUAUUCAUUUAUUAUCAAGGAAAAAAUGAUGCUUGGGAAGGCUAUUCAGGUGCUAUUGUUUAUACGCGAACUCCAGCUUUUCCUUCAAGCAUCAUCCCUGAAUUAGAAAAGGCUUCUCAAAGGAUAGGACUGGACUUCAAAAAGUUCAAGAGAACAGAUAACACAUGUGGCCCUGAAGUUCCUUUAUUAGCUAGAUUAGAGAAAAAGAUUAAGGAGAGGCAACAAGCAAUUGCAAAGGAAGUAGAAGAAUUAGAAAAAGAGGUUAAAAUCAUUGGAAAGUCAUAAAUGAUUAUAUUUCAGAGAUUUGGAAAGUGAAUAGAGAAACUAGAGAGGAUGCAUAAAAUUUCCAAAAAUAAUUGAAAAACAAAUGAGGUGUCCUACCAUGACCUACCUAUUUCAUUUAGUCAUGUUGCCCAUAUGAUGAAUGACUUGUUUAUGUAGAUCUAUUUGAUGAAUGACCUUAUUAAUCAAUUGUAUGGGCAUUAGUACAAGUGUUAUUCGAUAUAAAUAAUACAUAUUAGUGCAUUGAGAGA
Cryptomeria japonica (Japanese cedar) is the source of this 2040-nucleotide messenger RNA. Its product is annotated as violaxanthin de-epoxidase, chloroplastic. Gene Ontology annotation, biological process: xanthophyll cycle. Lineage: Eukaryota; Viridiplantae; Streptophyta; Pinopsida; Cupressales; Cupressaceae. The transcript is spliced from 5 exons. The record is from RefSeq and is a predicted model, not a curated record. Gene Ontology annotation, molecular function: violaxanthin de-epoxidase activity. The coding region runs from base 281 to 1792 and encodes 503 amino acids.